UGACAAAUGCGACGAUGCUACGACGCGACGCAACGCUACGAAAAUAAAUAUUCGUUUUGCCGUAUUUUGUGUAACUAUCGAAGUAUUAAUUAAUUCUAUCAGUGUUUUAGUUAAUCAUCCAAAAUGGUUAAGCUUACGACAGAGUUGAUACAAAACUCUAUGCAAUACAUGAAUCCAUGUCGUGAUCGCGAAUUAGAUCUUAGAGGUUACAAAAUACCGCAAAUUGAGAAUAUGGGCGCUACAUUAGACCAGUUCGACACCAUCGACUUCUCAGAUAAUGAUAUCAGGAAACUGGACGGAUUCCCGCUACUAAAAAGGAUCAAAUGCUUGUUGUUAAAUAACAACAGAAUUGUGAGAAUCGGUGAAAAUUUGGAGCAAUACAUACCUAAUUUGGAGUCUCUGGUGUUGACAAACAACAAUAUUAGUGAAUUGGGUGAUUUAGACCCUCUAGUCACACUGCCUAAGCUCAGAGCACUGUCGCUGCUGCAUAACCCAGUCUCAAACAAACAGCAUUACAGAGCAUAUGUGGCUUUCAAAUUCCCAGAGCUCAGGUUACUAGAUUUUAGAAAAAUUAAACAAAAAGAAAGAGAUGAAGCGAAUGCAUUGUUCAAAAGUAAAAAAGGAAAAGAGAUGCAGAAAGAAAUUACGAGAAAGGCAAAGACGUUUGUUCCUGGUGGAAAUAUGCCUGAUCCCAAAGUUACAAACCUCACUCCACAAGAGAUCCAUAAGAUUCGUGAAGCCAUCAAGAAUGCUUCAUCUCUGCAAGAAGUGGAGAGGUUGACGAGAAUGCUUCAGUCAGGCCAGAUUCCCGGACAGAAACCAUUACAACCGUCAGCACAGCCAAAUGGCCAACAAGAUGAAGAGGAGGAGAUGGAGACGGAUCAAACAAAUGGCCAGUAAAGAGGUUAACUACAACAAAAAUUACAGACUUUCCUUAUUUUGCUGUAUAGAACAGAUAAUACAGCAUGAUAUUUACUUUUUUUUCUUAGUUUUAAUCAAACGGAUUGCGAUUAUGUUAAGCUGGUAAGAACAGAGUUGAGUUCUACACUACAUAUUUAGCUUUUAAGACUGAUACUACACUAAAAGGUUAUUGAGUGAAAGAACAGAUACCUACUCCUAAUACAGAAACUGCUACAAGUAUUACAGAAUUUCACAAAUAAGCACUGUUUUUGAGUGCAUAUGCCAAGGUGGCAUAACCCAAUUUCAUGAAAAGCCAUUUUUAUAUCUACUGGUUUUACGAUGUUACCUGAAAAGAACUCCAUACUACAACUGUUUACUUCUAUUUUUCCAAUAAAAAAAAAAUCCCAUCAAA
This is a messenger RNA of Helicoverpa armigera (cotton bollworm), 1312 nucleotides long. It is a transcript of the gene U2A, whose product is annotated as U2 small nuclear ribonucleoprotein A'. The record is from RefSeq and is a predicted model, not a curated record. The transcript is spliced from 6 exons. The coding region runs from base 124 to 900 and encodes 258 amino acids. Gene Ontology annotation, molecular function: U2 snRNA binding; protein binding. NCBI's taxonomy places the organism in Eukaryota, Metazoa, Arthropoda, Insecta, Lepidoptera, Noctuidae. Gene Ontology annotation, cellular component: U2 snRNP. Gene Ontology annotation, biological process: mRNA splicing, via spliceosome.